AUGGUGAUAAACCUGAGGGCGUUAUUCCCUCACAAACAAACUGUUGAUGACCAGUUCUUUCGGGACUUGGCUUCGAAUACUGAAUCAUCUUGGGAAGAAUUGGCGAAAUUACUGGGAUUUGAAGAAGCAGAAAUCAAGCAAAUCCAAACCAACUCCCAAGACAACAAAGAAAGGAGCCUACAGAUGCUACUUUCUUGGUGGAGAAAGCAAACAAAUCGAGAGGAAGGAUUCCAACGUUUGCGAGAUGCAUUAAAUUCAAUCGGGCGUGCCGAUUUGGUCUUAAUGAUUCCAUCAGAUGAGCAACAGAGGAUGAAACAACUUGGUCAUCGAGACCAGCCUCAUCUAGAGGUACAAUUGGAAGGGGCUAAAGAACAGAGCAAGCAAAAGGUGGCUACGUCAUCUGAAGACCAGGGACCUAGACAUAUGGUCGGUCACAGAGACAAACCUAAGCAAGAGGUUCAAGUGGGAGGGGCCAAAGAACAAAGCAAGCAGAAAGGGUUUAUAUCAUCGGAGGACCAGAGACCAGGACAGGAGAAAGUUGUUCAUCGCGACGAACCUCAAUCAGAGAUACAAGUGGAAGAGGAGAGCAAGCAGAAAGGGAGUACAGCAUCUGAGGAGCAGAGACCGAGACACAAGGUACACGGCCGACUUCACAGACAUGAAACAGGAGCUGUUGAAGAGCAGGGCAUACAGAAGCAUAUCAGACCAUCAGAUGAGGAACCGAGACCGAGUGAGGAGGAAGUUGGUCAUCGAGAAAAACUUCAAUCAGAGGUAAAAGUUAAAGAGGAGAGCAGGCAGACAACGAGUACAACAUCUGAGGUACAGAGACCGGAACAUGAGGAACAAGAUCCUCUUCAGAGACAUGAUGAGGAACAGAGAGCGAGUCAGGAGGAAGUUGGUCAUCCAGACAAACCUCAAUCAGAGGUACAAGAGAAAGAGGAGAGCAGGCAGAAAGGGAGUACAACAUGUAAUCGACAGAGACCGGGACACGAGGAACAAGACCAUCUUCAAAGACAUGAUGAGGAACAGAGACCGAGUCAGGAGGAGGUUGGUCAUCGAGACACAGUUGAGGUACAGAAUCAGGUUGCAGGUGCCGGAGAACAAAAUUCCCCAAAUGUUUCAUCCCAAUCACCCUCAUUUAAAAAUCGUUUUAAAAGGUCUGUUCUCUCAUUAUUGCCGAAAAGGAAGAAGGCAAGAGAGCAAAAAUUAGGACAAGAGCAGAUGGGGGAUAAACACAGUAGGCAGGCAGACAUCCAAAGGGCUGGGUUUCACAAAGAGCGGAAAACGCAGGAAGGGACUUCAUCAUCUGAUGGACUUUGUCCGAAACAGGAGUAUGUUGUUCAUCGAGAUAAACUUCAACAAGACGUUUUUGUGGAAGGGGUUAAAGAACAGAGCAAGCAGAAGGGGACUACAUCAAUUGGGGACCAGAGACUGAGUCGGGAGGAAUUCGGUCAUGAAGCCAAACCUGAACCAAAGGAAGAAGUGAGAGAGGCUAAAGAACAACGCCAGCUCAAAGGAACUACACCAUCUGAGGGACAGAUACAAAACCAGCGAGAGGCAGGCGGUACAGAGCCGAGUAUUCAGAAAGAGAGGGUGCAAUCAUCCGAGGAUUAUGGACUGAAAAGGUUAACACACCAAAAUCCAAGUCAUGGGCAAGUGGAUGUUGCACCAAGAAAGCCUUCAGAGAUACAAGAGACAUUGGUCAGAGAAACGACAUCACAAGUCGGACAGUUAAUGCAGAGUCCAAGUUCAGUUCAAGACAUCGCACCUGUAGGACUCCAACUAGGAGCCUCAUCCCCAUCAGCUGCUGUACUCAGAUGUGGACCUGUGCAAGUGCAACACGUUUCAGUGGAUUCCAUGCAUAUUGGCGGUGCAAAUAAACCGACCUUCCUGGGACCUGUUAAUGAUCCUACUUUCACCAUCAUUCAGAACGUGGCUAUGCCUGAAAGCAGUCCAGCCGAGAUGGGAAGAGCUAAAUCCAGUCCGAGUGAUUCUGCUAGUCAGUGCAGGAGCGAAUUGAAAGACCGGUAUACUGCCACAGUUUUGGGAUUGAGGAAGGAAGAUAUUGGGCAGUAUGUGAGAAGGUUUUUCUCUAAAAAGCUUGAUAUUGCUGAGGGACUUCUUGACAGGAUUCAGUCAUCAGAUGUGCUGUCUGAUUUGUCAAAAAGUCCCAUGUUUCUUCUGCUGAUGUGCUUAUUAUGGAGGGAAAAGUAUCUGGACCCCACUCUUGCAAAACCUGACGGAACUUCAGGAGUUAGAGUUAAGUGA
Molecule: messenger RNA, 2268 nt
Organism: Patiria miniata (bat star)
Lineage: Eukaryota; Metazoa; Echinodermata; Asteroidea; Valvatida; Asterinidae
Product: putative mediator of RNA polymerase II transcription subunit 26
Exons: 5
Coding region: 1-2268 (755 amino acids)
Biological process (GO): signal transduction
Molecular function (GO): protein binding
Source: RefSeq, a predicted model, not a curated record